Messenger RNA from Bemisia tabaci, 1045 nucleotides. It is a transcript of the gene Prosalpha7, whose product is annotated as proteasome alpha7 subunit. NCBI's taxonomy places the organism in Eukaryota, Metazoa, Arthropoda, Insecta, Hemiptera, Aleyrodidae. The record is from RefSeq and is a predicted model, not a curated record. Gene Ontology annotation, cellular component: proteasome core complex; proteasome core complex, alpha-subunit complex. Gene Ontology annotation, biological process: ubiquitin-dependent protein catabolic process.
AUGUGGUAGUGUGCGUUGCCGUAUUGGUCUGUGUGUGUGGUUGUGUCUAAUUGUUUAUCAUCGCUGUGUUAUCUUUGGAACCGUCGGUCUUCAAAUCCCUCUUUUCAAUAUUUUAAUUAAAAUAAUUUUACAAACUAGUUCGUCAUGAGUUCUAUUGGCACAGGGUAUGAUUUGUCUGCAUCACAAUUCUCACCAGAUGGAAGAGUGUUUCAAGUAGAAUAUGCACAAAAAGCCGUGGAGAAUAGUGGGACAGUAGUUGGUCUUCGCGGAACGGACGGAGUUGUCUUAGCUGUCGAAAAGUUAAUCACUUCCAAACUGUAUGAACCUGGCACUAACACAAGAAUUUUCAAUGUUGAUACACAUAUAGGAAUGGCUGUUUCUGGCUUGAUCUCCGAUGCCAGGCAACUCGUGGAAAACGCCAAAACAGAAGCUUCUAACUAUCGCUCACAAUAUGGCAACAACAUCCCACUGAAGUACCUCAAUGACCGAGUUUCAAUGUACAUGCAUGCAUACACACUGUACAGUGCUAUCAGGCCAUAUGGUUGCAGUGUCCUUGUCUCUUCCUGGGAUGAGGUGGAUGGACCAUCAUUAUACAUGAUGGACCCUUCGGGAGUAUCUUACGGUUACUAUGGAUGUGCUGUAGGCAAAGCAAAACAGGCAGCCAAAACAGAAAUAGAAAAACUUAAAUUACAUGAUAUGAAAAUUGAAGAUCUUGUUAAAGAAGCCGCUAAAAUAAUCUACUUAGUCCAUGAUGAAUUGAAGGAUAAGCAAUUCGAGUUAGAACUUAGCUGGAUUGGCAAAAACACAAAUGGUCUCCAUCAAAGAGUGCCACUCAAAGUUUUUCAAGAUGCAGAAAAGUAUGCGAAAGCAGCAAUGGAGGAAGACUCAGACUCCAACUCAGAAGAUAUGUAAUUUAUUUUUAAUUUUUUUUUAAUUGUUUACUUUUAUUUCUAAGGCCCUUUUUUGUAUUAACUUGUAAAACUUUCCUGGUUACAAGUCUUUUUUGUAAAUUAAUUAAAUGAAUUAAUAAAACAAAAAUAUUUUU